AUGCAAAGAUUAAACUGUUCGUUAUGCAAUCAAUCAGUUCCUGGAGCAUUAAAUGGUUUAAGUAGGCAUCUAGUUAAAGAUCAUGUCUUGUCGAUUAAUCGGGGCAUGGGUGAUUCAGGGUUCCAGUGUGGUCAAAAUGGUUGUCGGCGUCGUUUUAGAUUUUUUUAUUCAUUGAGGAGACAUAUUGAAAAAAAACAUUUGAAUAAUGUGGAUGAUAACGAUGAAGCUGGAAAUGAGGAUAUUGAAGUUGAUAAUAAUAUUCGAGAACAACAAUUCGGUGAUCUUGAAGUGAACUAUGAAGCUGUACAUGACGAGGAAAAUGAACAAGACAGUGAUGGAGAAUCAGUAGCUGGUGAUGUAGACAAUAAUGACAUGGACUUUGACUUGAAAAAAUAUGUGAUUCGAAUGAUUGCCAGAUUUCAAUGCAAGCCUUCAAUGACCUCAAGUUUAUUAACUGAAGUUGUAGAUGAAUGUGAACAACUUCUGGUAAACACAUGUAAUUUUCUAAAGCAUAAAGUUGAGCGAUUUUUUGAUGUGCAAGAAUUGCUAGAUGAUAAUGAAGCACAGAAUGUCUUAAAAGCUUUCGAAUUUGACGGCCCUUUCGAUGGAUUAAAAACAUCAGAACAACAAAUUGAUACCUUAAAGCAGUACUUUAGUUACAUAGAACCUAUAGAAAUUCCUUUAGGGUACAGACCUGAUAGUGUACUUGAUCGAAAAACCAGUACAUAUAAACCAAAAAUGGUAAUGGAAACUUGUCAAUACGUACCUAUUAUUAGUACUUUAACUUUGGUAAUUGCUAAAUGGGGAGGAAAAGAUGUUAAAUUGAAUCGAAUGAUGACUACAAAUGGACGAACUGUAUUUGUGGAAGACACUGCCAGUAAAGAGGCUCUGUAUGACUUUGAUUAUAUUGAUACUGAUCGAGUGUUUCGUUGUAAUUCUGCUAAAGUAAAUGGAGUAGAAUUUAGAGUAGGUUUAUAUGUAUGCUUAGAAGCUUCACACCUUCGAGAUGAUAACUUACCUUCAUUCGGAUGCAUAAAAGAAAUUAUUAUUUUGAGGAAUACUGAUGUUUAUUUAUUUAUUUCAAAAUAUACGACAACAGAGUUUGAUGAAGCAGUCAAUGCAUAUCACAUUACUCACAAUGAUAAUGACGCAGAUGAAAUUUUUAUAAAAACCUCUAUACUUGCUCAUUUCAAGCCAAUCUGUUGUUGGACUAAACAAAGUUCAGAUAACUUGUACAUCAAUGAAGAUAUCGAUGGUGCGGCAUUUCUUCAGCUAACAAAUCAAGAUUUGUCUCAAUUAAAGAUAAAAAUGGGACCAAAAAAAAAGUUAUUAGCUUUAAUUGAUUCAUUGAAUCAAGAAAAAAUAACAGGAUCUUACAUUAUUGACUCAAGUGGAGUACUGGAAAAACAGACACAAAAUGAGACUGUUUGUUCAACUCCUCCGAUAAAUGUAAGUUUGUCAAGAGCAUCAACGUCCGGCGUAACAUCAUCACUAUCCAGUCCUAAACUUACUCCAACUUCAUGUACACUUUCAACAAGUGUCGUAUCGUCAAAUACUUUUUCAAGAUAUGGUACCGUUGAAAAUACAUUAAAAGAGCAUCAACAAGGAAAAGAAAUUCUAUCAGCCAUUCGUGGAACAUGCAGUGAAGGAGAUCGAAAAUGUUUUGUUCGAAUCCUAGUCGGUGAACUAGUCAAGACUCACAACGAUACUACCCUCCAAAAGAAGCAAAAAUCGCUUUGGCCAAAGCGAUCAUUAAAGAAUUCCCAAAACUUAAAGAUAAGAAGCAACCUAAUGGCUACUCGGUCUUGGAUUAACGAACACUAUUUUAAUCCAAAAUCUGGUAAUGAUCGGGGUUUUAUUGAGAACCGUCUUUUGACAAUCAGGAAAUUACUCAGCCCGACAAAAAAAAAAUAUGCU
This is a messenger RNA of Cotesia congregata, 1917 nucleotides long. NCBI's taxonomy places the organism in Eukaryota, Metazoa, Arthropoda, Insecta, Hymenoptera, Braconidae. The record is from the annotation of a GenBank genome assembly.